UAAAAAUAAUUACAGCAAGUUAAUUAACAUUUAUAAUUGAGACAGUGAAGUAAAUUUUCUUGUGCUUUUUUAUUGUUAGGAUUUUUAAAUAUAAUUAAUUAUUUAAAGAGUUUUUUAUCAGAGACUGAAAAUGCAGUUAAAACCACAGAAGAUGAUGACGAAACUUGAUUCUGAGAAGGACAAACCAUUAUAUGCGGCGACAAUAGAAGAAGCUCUUAAUGCUACAGGUUUUGGCAAAUACAACUUUGGGUUGCUGCUAGUCUGCAGUUGGACUUUGCAAGCGAUGGGAAUGGAUUUAUUCGGUACCAGCUUCGUUGUAGCUGCAGCGGUAUGCGAUCUAGGAUUGACAAUGCAACAGAGAGCAUUAUUGACUGCCACGCCGCUUAUUGGAGUUGUCCUCGGUGCUCAGUUAUGGGGCUAUGUGUCUGACACAAAGGGAAGACGGCUGACGCUGGUGCUGUCGAUGUCUGUUGGAUUCGUAUUUGCAGCUCUCAGUAGUUUUGCUCCGAACUGGAAGAUUAUGGCGCUCUUGAAACUGGCGUCCUCUACCUUCACAUCUGCAAGUAAUUCCGGCGCUUACACGUUGCUAGGAGAGAGCUGUUCAGAACGUUCUCGAGGAAGGUCCAUGUUGCUUUGCACUUGCUCCCUCAUGUGUUCCCAAGCUGUUGUUGCUCUAUUCGCAUACCCAAUCUUACCACUUGAAUUCGCCUAUUGGAUUGAUUUUCUGGGCAUCAACUACCGGCCCUGGCGUUUACUGGCUCUCGUGAUGUCGAUACCAUGCGCCGCUACCGCUUGCUUGUUGCAGCUGUUCCAUGAAAGUCCUAAAUUCCUAGUAUCUAGAGGACAGCAGGAGAAAGCCUUAGAUGUAUUGAAGAAGAUCUACGCGUGCAAUACUGGAGAAAAAGUUGACGAUUUUCCUAUUAAGAAACUCUUAGAUCAACCAGACGAGACCUCAAACCAAGAUUCAUUUCUGAAAGCCAUGUGGGAGCAGACAGCAGCUCUGUUCAGACCUCCUCUACUGAAAGUCACGCUCAAACUAUUCUACCUCGUCACAAUUAUUUACAUGACUGGCAGUGGCUUCAUCCUCUGGUUGCCUUACAUCAUGAACAACCUGUUCUCAGUUCUUGAGGCCGGUGGAGGACAGGGCAUGAACUUGUGCACUGUGAUUCGAUACUCCACAGAUGCCGUUGCAUUCGCUGGAAAUAAUACUGUCGUGCAAGAAGUCUGUAACGAUACAAUACAGGAGACUACUCUUCUCUCCGCCAUGUCGUAUGGCGCUUUAGCCAGUUCUAUAAACCUCGUACUCUCCCUCACGUGUGGCUCAAGAAAAAGAUUGGCCAUGAUUAUGAUAUUGACCGUAUCUGCGGCUGCUGCUAUACUCCUGAAUCUGAUCCCUAUUCCUAUUGCUGGUGGAAUAUUCUUCUUCUUCUUCUUAUUGUGUGCACUUUCAAUGGGCAUUCUCAGUGUUUACUUUGUAGAGCUGUAUCCCACUUCAUUAAGGGGUAUGGCAUCGUGCCUAUCUGUAAUGCUGGGCAGGUCGAGCGCAUUUUUGGGAGUUAACGCUAUUGGUGCCCUCAUAUCAGCGAACUGCGAAGCCACGUUUUACGUCUGGUCUGUGCUGUUACUCACUGCUGUGGCAUUCUCGUGGUUCCUACCUGAAGAUAAGAAACCAAGGAAAUGAAAAUCCUAUUUAAUUAUAAUAUGACAUUAACUUAAAGUCCAGAUGAACAUUACAGUAUAUCUCAUUCAGGAUAACGAUGAUGAUGACGUAACUAUUAUAGACUGCUUAUUUAUUACAAGAAAUUAAGGAUGCUUGAAUAUUGUACUAAUGAAUGUUUUUGAAUGAAUGAUAUAGGUAAGGCUGACGUAAGAUUAAAAAAAUAAUUAAAAAUUGAAUUUCGAAUUUAAUGAAAAAAAAAUGCUUAAAGGCUGCCAUAUAAGCGAAAUGUAUUGGACUGCAAUAGACUGCUACAGCUAAUAUUUAAAUUAAAUAAUUUAUUUGUUUUUAGGAGAUUAAUAUUUUUAUGUUUCUUUUCUUCUGUUUUGCAUUAUUGCUUAUAUAUUUUCAUUUUUAAUUUAGUUUUAAUUAUUAUGAUAAGUAUAAUAGUUAUACUAAAAUUCUGUUCGUUUAGAAAAAUAAUUUAAUGAAACGGAUCAAAAUCCUAAAAAAAAUAUUUUUGGAACAAGAACAUUGUUUUGUAUAACAUUGUACCUGAA
Molecule: messenger RNA, 2217 nt
Organism: Nymphalis io (European peacock)
Lineage: Eukaryota; Metazoa; Arthropoda; Insecta; Lepidoptera; Nymphalidae
Product: synaptic vesicle glycoprotein 2C-like
Exons: 11
Coding region: 131-1681 (516 amino acids)
Biological process (GO): transmembrane transport
Cellular component (GO): membrane
Molecular function (GO): transmembrane transporter activity
Source: RefSeq, a predicted model, not a curated record